This is a messenger RNA of Paramormyrops kingsleyae, 6615 nucleotides long. It is a transcript of the gene sipa1l1, whose product is annotated as signal-induced proliferation-associated 1 like 1. Gene Ontology annotation, biological process: regulation of small GTPase mediated signal transduction. Gene Ontology annotation, molecular function: GTPase activator activity; protein binding. Gene Ontology annotation, cellular component: cytoplasm. Lineage: Eukaryota; Metazoa; Chordata; Actinopteri; Osteoglossiformes; Mormyridae. The record is from RefSeq and is a predicted model, not a curated record.
UAAAGAGCCACUAGUGAGGAGUCACUGAAGACAGUUAACUAAGAGCUCUGUCCUGAAGAGCAAAUGCACUAAUUGAGAGCUUGGUAAACAUCUGAGAUCUCUGAACUGCCAUUCCUGAAGGUAAUCAGAGGCUCUGAAAAGUCCAGAUGCCUGAUACCUUCAACUCUUUGUUCUUCUUUUUGAGCUCCUGGAGAUAUUGGUGGGUUUUUUUGGGGGUGGGUCUUUAGACACCUGAAAGUCAGAGAAAUGUAUAAAACCGGUUUUUGGCAGCGUUGGUGUAACAUUAUAUGGCUCCGGUUAGGCUGCCUGCUAUUGAAAAAUGUGACGGGGACCCAGCGAACCUGAAAGUUCAUUGAGUGCCUCAAUCUGCGAUGCUUCUCCAGGCUCAUUGCUCAAGACCACGGCGAACCUCAUGGAACAAGCCGACUCUUGUAACCUCUUUAAGCCAGAGAGACAGCGCGGGCUGAAGAAGCAGAAGAGCCCAGAGUGAGAGGCAGAGCUGAUCCUGGGGUUUCCUGAGCGGGAUGUGGCUGCAUUGAGAUUGAGUGUGUGGACAUUGAGCAGUCACACGGCCUCGGGGCAGCGUGCAUGACAGCUUGAGCCCUACAGAGCAAGCUCUGCCAACUCGUGCUCCUCCUGCUUCGCCACCACUGGUCCGCGCCAUGGUCCAUGCGCCCCGUGUGCAGCGUUCAACCUGAGCGGCCACUAUGCUCCCGCUCCCCCGCUGAACGGUGCCGUCGCAGCAGCAGCGUGCCAUGACCAGCCUGAAGCGAUUGCAGACUGAGCGCAGCGCGGGCGGCUUCGUGCUCGCCACCGAUGAGUUCCACAUGCGCCACCUGCGGCUGCCCAAUGGUCCGGCGCCACCCCUGCGCAGCGAGAACACCCACCCUGCCACACGGCCCGGGGUGCCCAAAAUGGGAGUGCGGGACCGGGUGGCUGAUUGGCCCCCUCGGAAGGACACGCCGGGGGUGUGGCCUGCCUCCAUGGACUCAGAACCCCCAAGCGCGGUGGGUGGGGGCCCAGGCAGCCUGCCACACAAACCGGGCCUCCUGAUGAGCCCACAGGACUGCUCUAUGCUGCGCAAUAUUCAGAAGACACUGAAGAGCAAGACGCAGGGUACUGGCACGGCCACCACCACCGACCCCUCCUACCUGUCCCCUGAUGAGUACCGCGGGCCACCACGCAGGCCCAGCCGACGCGUCCGGCAGCGGAGCAACAGCGACAUCACUGUUGGAGAGCUAGAUGGCGACGGCGACAGCCUUGAGGACUGGGAUGCCUCCGGCUACAAGUGGUCGCCGAUCCACCGGGAAUACGGCAGCACAUCCUCCAUCGACAAGCAUGCCGCUGGCGAGAGCUUCUUCGACAUGCUCAAGGGCUACCAGGGCGACAAGCCCGACCAGCGCAGCCCAGCACCGGAGAAACUCGGAGACCUAUUGACUGCCAGCCACAAGCAGGCCGGCCUUGACGUUCCGGACGGGCCCAUGGUGCCCACAAGGGGGAGCCCUUCUGGUCGAUCGAAGUCCAUGAAGAGGCGGACCAAGUCGGAGAUCGGUGGGGACUCAAUAUUCCGCAAGCUCCGCAACUCACGUGCUGAGGGGGACACGUCCAGAGCGGGCUCGGACGCUGAGGACGGCCGCUCGGAGGACGGCACCUCUGCCUCUCAUAAGCCAUGGGUCUGCCAGAAAGGCUUCGCUCACUAUGACGUCCAGAGCAUCCUGUUUGACCUCAACGAGGUGGUGCGGAGCAGGCAGAUGGCUGUCAAGCUCCGAAACACCAACACAGGUGCCUCGGCUGCCGGCAGCCAGGAGGAGCUCAGCCCCACCCUGGACUCUGGAGACGGCAAGAGCAACGAGCUGGUGCUCAACUGCCCCUGCUUCCGCAACGAGAUUGGCGGCGAGGGCGAGCGCACCAUCAGUCUGUCCAAGCUGGGCAGCAUUGGCAGGGGGGGCAUCGUGGUCACCGGAGAUGGCAACCCCUGCGAGUCGUCCCUCAGCUCUCACUGCACCAAUGCUGGGGUGGCUGUGCUGGAGAUGCAGAAGGAUGGCCAGGGCCUCCACAGCGAGCGCAGCAAGCGCUACAGUGUGGAGCACGUGGACCUGGGCGCCUACUACUACAGGAAGUACUUCUACGUCAGAGAGCACUGGAACUACUUUGGGAUGGAUGAGUCACUGGGACCAGUGGCAGUAAGCAUCCGCAGGGAGAAGCUGGAAGAUCACAAGGAGCAUGGCCCGCAGUACAACUACCGGAUGAUCUUCCGAACCUGCAAGCUGACCACGCUCCGGGGGUCAAUCCUGGAGGACGCUGUGCCCUCCACCUCCAAGCAUGGCAUCGCCCGUGGGCUGCCCUUGAAGGAGGUAUUGGAAUACUUGGUGCCUGAGCUGAACACGCACUGCCUGCGGCUGGCCCUGAACACGCCCAAGGUCACGGAGCAGCUGAUGAAGCUGGACGAGCAGGGGCUGAGCUUCCAGCUGAAGGUGGGAGUGAUGUACUGCCAGGCAGGCCAGAGCAGCGAGGAGGAGAUGUACAACAACGAGUCAGCGGGCCCCGCCCUGGAGGAGUUCCUGCAGCUGCUGGGGGAGCGCGUGCGCCUCAAGGGCUUCUCCAAGUACCGCGCUCAGCUCGACACCAAGACGGAUUGCACUGGUACCCACUCCCUGUACACUACCUACAAGGACUAUGAGAUCAUGUUCCACGUGUCUACCAUGCUGCCCUACACGCCCAACAACAGACAGCAGUUGCUGAGGAAACGGCAUAUUGGGAACGACAUCGUGACCAUUGUGUUCCAGGAGCCCGGUGCCCAAGCCUUCUCGCCCAAGUACAUCCGUUCACAAUUCCAGCAUGUGUUCAUCGUAGUGCGCGCACACAACCCCUGCUCGGAAAACACCUGCUACAGUGUGGCUGUUGCCCGGUCCCGGGUUGUGGCAUCAUUUGGCCCACCCAUCCCCAAGGGUGUGACCUUCCCCAAGUCCUCGGUCUUCCGGGACUUCCUGCUGACCAAGGUGAUCAACGCGGAGAAUGCUGCUCACAAGUCUGAGAAAUUCCGGGCCAUGGCCACUCGGACACGCCAGGAGUAUCUGCGCGACCUGGCUGAACAGCAUGUGACUAGCACUCCCAUCGACCCCUCUGGCAAAUUCCCCUUCAUCUCGCUGGCCCAUAAGCGGCGGGAGAAGACCCGGCCCUAUGUGGGCGCUGAGCUGCGGAGCCCCAGCGCCAUCACUUGGCCCGUGCACAUGGAAGACCACAAUGCUGGAGGCGAACUCGAGGGCCUGCUGGGCAUCUCCAACGACGCUCUCAUCCUGCUUGACCUUGAAGCCAAGACUGUGGUCUUCAACUGUUCGGUGCGCGACGUGAUUGGCUGGACCCUGGGCAGCCCAGCCUCCAUGAAGGUCUUCUACGAGCGAGGCGAGAGCAUAUCGCUGCGCUCCUUCAACAACAAUACAGAGGACUUCCGGGAGGUGGUCAAUCGCUUGGAGUUCCUGACGAAAGGCUGCGAGACCACGGAGAUGACUCUGCGACGGAACGGCCUGGGCCAGCUGGGCUUCCACGUGAACUACGAGGGCAUCGUGGCAGAAGUGGAGCCCUACGGCUAUGCCUGGCAGGCAGGCCUGCGGCAGGGCAGCCGCCUUGUGGAGAUCUGCAAGGUGGCUGUGGCCACGCUCUCUCAUGAGCAAAUGAUCGAUCUUCUACGUACAUCGGUCACCGUGAAGGUGGUGAUCAUUCCACCGCAUGAGGACUCCAGCCCUCGCAGGGGCUGCUCGGAGCUAUACCGCAUGCCAGUAGUUGAGUACAAGAGUAACGCGGAGAGCUCCAACUUUGAGUACAAGCUUCCCUUUCGCAACAACACCAACAAGUGGCAGCGUAACACGUCGAGUCCCCAGCAAACGCUGUCAGCCUCGCCUCAGGGUCAUGGGAGCACGCCACGUGCCCUCAGCAUGGGGGGCAGCAUUGGGAAGACGGGCUCUAUGGAACGUCCUGACAGGGCUGCCAUGAUGCCCCGCAGCGUGUCCAGUGAUGGGCGGCCCUUAGACCCAAAGCGUUUUUCCCCGGGCUCAGAUAACUAUGCCCUGGCUUCUUCCAUGGUAAUGGGCCGCUCCCCACCAAGCCGGGCCUCUCCCAGCAACCUCUCCUACUCCAGUGACACGGGUUCCGGAGGCUCCGCCCACUGGCGCCAGAAGUCCAUGCCUGAGGGGUUCAGCAUGAGCCGGCACUCGCCGCUCUCAGUGGAUAGGCAGAGUCUGGGGGAGACGGGGGGCAGCGGCAAGUCCACACCCAACUGGCAGAGGGCCGAGGAGUCGGCUGGGACUGGAAGCAGGGCCUCAGACUCGCCGGUCUCCAGGUCUGUCUCAUCCCACUCGGGGGUGCCCCGUAUCCAGCGGCAGGAGCAGGUUGUUCACCUGUCCCCCAACAAGACCAGCCAGGCGGAAGCCCCCUACUCCAGCCAUUCCAGCAGCAACACUAUGUCCAGCAGUGCUUCGAGUGGCGCCCACAGCGACGAUAAGUGGUAUGACAUCGGAGGUGGGCCUGUGGAGCGGCCCGACUCGGAAACCAAUGGCUAUGCCACCGGCUACCUGCAGGGGGAGUCUGCGGAUAGUGGCAUUGACGCCGCCUCUUAUGGGCCUGCUCACAGCUCAGGCUCCCUGCUGGCCUCUGGGGCCCCAGGGUUCCGGGAAAAGGUAGCCACUACCUGGCACAGCCCCACGGAUGGGGGCCAGCAAGUGCCGGAGUGCUCCCCACCGACCUUGGGCUCGCCCGUGCCCCCGGGUGGCACCGAAGGUCUCGCCAAGAGCCCCUCUACAUACCUGAUGCGAGAUUCCAGCUCCUACACCCUGAAUGACGUCACAUCCUAUUCCAGCACUCUGAGCUCCAGGCACUCUGCCAGCCCGGGGCUCCAGGGCUCCAGCCAGAGCUCCCCCCGGGAGGAGUCUGUGCCGGCCACUUCGCCUUCCUCUUCCUCCUCUCAGAGCUCCCUCUCACCGGGACCCAAGAGCUUCUACCCGCGCCAGGGUGCCACCAGCAAGUACCUUAUUGGCUGGAAGAAGCCAGGAAGCACCAUCAACUCAGUGGGCUUUGGGGACACACGAAAGCGGCACCAGAGCGAGGGCAUGGAGUCUGGCCAGCCACAGCUGACAGCCACCAUGCGGGACACGCAGUCACCGCAGCGCCUGGCCAGGUCCACCAUACAGGAGGACCUGAAGAAGCUCAUCAUGCUGGACAGCCCACCGCCGGCCACCAGCCAACAAAAGCCUUCCUUUUCAGGCUCGGCCCCCGCACGCCGCUCUCUGCACCGUACCUUAUCAGACGAGAGCAUCUACAGCGGCCAGCGUGACCCAGCCUUUGGCCUUGACCAGCCGGCCUCGGCCGACGUGUUCUUCAGCUCCUCCACCGUGCCACGCUCCCCCACAGUGCGGGGGGGGCCCCUCCGCCGGCCUUCCUAUCUGCUGGGCGUCAAGCUGCACGGAGACCUCUCGGCAUCUGAAACCUCCCUCACGGACCUCCAGGAGCGGAGGCGGCCGCCAGUUCCGGACCCGGGCCUGAUGCCGCUGCCAAAUGCAGAUGCUGACAGUGGGCUGGACUGGUCCAACCUCGUCGAUGCGGCCAAGGCCUUCGAAGUCCAGAGGGCCUCACUGCUUGUCACUCAAGAUGUGAACCACCAGCCCAAAGGUGGCACCUCCAGUCCUCAGAAUGCUGAGUGCAGCCAGCAGCUCUUCUCUCCAGGUGAGGCCCCCAUCACUCUGGCAGGGAAGAUCAGCCAGCUGGAGUCCAUGGUGAAGCUGCUGCAGGACGACCUGAAGAAGGAGAAGCAGGACAAGGCAGUGCUGCAGGCCCAGAUCCAGAGCCUACGUGAGGACAACCAGCGUCUGCAGGAGGAGUCCCAGAGUGCCUCUGCCAAGCUCAAGAAGUUCACCGAGUGGGUCUUCAACACCAUCGACAUGAACUGAGGCCGUGCAGCAAAGGCGAGGGACCAGAGCAACAGAGGCCUGCUGUCUCUACCUGGAAGGCCAGCGAGGGACCCUGCGUGCCUGAAGAUAUCACAGCCUUCUCUGGGCACCAGAGAGCUUGUUUACAUACUCUCUCUAGCGCCUCCUACCUUUCCCCAGAAGAAAUGCGAUGCCUGUGUGCCAGUCUCCAAAGACACCCCCCUCCCCCUGAAUUCUAGUUCUUUCCAGAAUGUUUUUUUUAAUCGUUUCCUGCUUUGCCUGUUCCUGGAAGAUCUCCGCUCCUGGGGUUUUCUCAUCCUUCAGCUGGUCCCAGUCAUUCUGCCAGUCCACAAGCAGGAUGAAUUUGACAGAAAUGGACUCACUCACAGGUGACCAGCCAGCAGGACACUGUGUCCACCUGCUUUUCCCCCCUUGGUUGCUGCUUCCUGCCAGUUCAGCUCACUUCUGUCACUCCUGUGGCUGUAGAGCUUAGUGGAAGGAGUCCUUUGAAGGUGCCUUGGAGGACUUUUUCCGCAGGCUGUUUCUCUACCCUCCUCACCAAAACACACACUCCAGAGAGCAAGCUGAACGUCACUGGAGAUUUUCUACCUCCAGCCUAAGUCUUGCAGAUGUCCCAAAAGCAGGCGAGAGUAUUCUGAGAAGACUUCCACCCUGUUCAGUUUUUUUUUUUGGUUGG